CAUGCAUUCUACAUUAUAUAACGGACUAGUAAAAACUGGCAUAUCCUGACUUGAUCAAGAUGAGAGGUUUUUCAUGAACAAAUUAGAUUAUCCUCCUCAUGAGAAGAAUAAAAAAUGACGGCAGAUCAUGCUCUUGCUAGAGAACAGACAGGUUCUACGGCCUCGACUGGGUCUACGGCUGGGACUGGCUUCAUGUCUAUCUUGGCGAAGCGGGUGACAACUUUUGCCGAGAGUGUUGAACAACUUGAAGUCCUCUGGCAAGGGAUUCUUCGACUACCUUUUUCCGAAAGCGGGGAUUCACGAUGUUUAAGGUUGACUACUUCGUUGUGACAGAACUACUUUUUUUUGCUAUAAUUUUCAAUUCGCUCUCACCUCACAGUACUAAGGUUUUUUAGUAUGUACGUAAUAAUUUUUCAGUACGUAGUACGUUGUCACAGUACUGAUUUUUUUCAGUACUACUUUCUUUCAGAUGUCCAAGAAGUAUGUACGUACUUACACUGACUUUGCUUGCAUAUAGAGGAGAUCGAAAAUCAACACGCAUGAUCAUGGUCUGAAGUACCUCACGAGUGCCUACUAAUAUGACAACUAUCGAAAUCUAUCUAAGUAAGUGGGAAUUUUAUGUCAGUACUAGACAAAGACAUAACUAAUCUAAGGCCUUUUGUGGCGGCGGCGUGGAGGCACCCUAGUAUCCUACUAAGUAGAAGGCGCUUUAGAACACGCUGCAAAAACCCUAUGCGCGAAAUGAUAGAAAGAUACGAAAAAGCAACGUCAUGGUAAGAGGACUUAGUACUUGAGAAUAUCAAAGUAUAGCUUACUUUAGUAUAUCUACCAGCUUCGUUUAAUUUUGUUUUACUUCCGCUCAAUCAUCUUCUUCAUGAGAAAUUACUGACGGGCUGCGUGCUUCGCCUCCUGCUGCGAUUGGAACACCUGUACCUGUUGGCACAAGCAGCAAUGGCACCACAAUCAAUGCCACUGGUACAGCAAUCGCCAGUGGGCAUCCUACUUCUACUGUCAGCGCUGGAACAAGUAGUAUCACUUCUAGCAGCCUUGGUGCCGACGCCGCGCUUUUGAGCAGCGACACUCUUCUCCGACUAGGAUUCAAGUGCUUGCUCGCAUUGGCAAAUGUUGCUACUGCUUCGGACUUUGCGAGUUCAGGUCUUCUGUUAAGGCUAUAAUAAAUCAUUAUCAUAUUUUUCGUUGUUCACAACCCAAAGAACCUAAUCUAACCAUCUAAUGCAUCUCUAACCUUAGGCUAAGCUUUUCUAACCUAUCCUAACCUAACCUAGUAGCGGAGGGUCCACCAGCACAACCUAAUCGAAUCAACUCUAGGAGAAAGCAAAAGCUGACUUGUACAUAUAACUCUUCAAGGAGUGGACAUCAACGUGAAAGAAUUUUUUUUAUGAGUACUUACAUGAUCAAGAGGACGAGACUAAAGUUGAACAAUCUAAGUCUACUGGCCACAUCUUCUAGUGCCAGUGACGAUGCGACGAGGUCUCGAAGGAUCAGCAGAAGGGGUGCUGGCUCCAAAGGAACAGGCGAAGGUGAACGCGGAUCCAAUUAUGGAAGAAAAAGCCGUAUUCUCUUGUGGAAUUAUAAGAAGUGAGCAAGAACCACGAUUCAUCUUCGCACUCCUGUAUUUUUCCAGGAGCACUGAAAAAGAACCCUUAUAAACUGUUCUAUUAUAAGGUAUUUUUCCAGGAGCACUGAAAAAGAACACAUUAUAAGGUAGCUUUCAUGAAGAUACUCCUGUGGUAUUCCACUGAGGAACUUUUUCUUCUAAUAUCUUUGUCUCUUGGGAGACAUUGUUCGCUGGGUUUCGCGGAUGUCUAUCGCGCAGGGAUGCGCACAUCGCACCGUUGCCGUUCUACGUGCGAUACUCUUGAAAAAUAGAAAUACUAGUGCAUCUACUGGUACAAGUACUACAUCGACUGGUUCUACUAAACAAGAGCCAGGAGGAGGAGGAGCAGGAGGGGCUACAACUACAACAUCUUCGGGUUCAACGCCUUCGGAUCGAAUUUCUGUGGUAUCCGUAGAAUUCCUACUGUGUUGUAUACACGCAAGGACUCCGCACUUAGCAUCUUUGGUGUUGGAAACGAAAGGAUCGCAGCCGGGUGUGGAACAGUACUACAGCUUUUAUCCAAGCUAUUAGUGUAACAAUUUACAGGCUAUUGCGUGUUAAUAUUAGUCGCGUCGUAUAAAAAAGUUAGCCACCAAUAAACUCGAAAGUCAGCAAAUGCAGCAAGAAACUCGAAAAAUAGAAAUUGUUGUCAGAAGUAUGAAAAGUUUCACUACUUACUCAACUUAAGGGAAGUGCCUCUCCUUCUAAACUACACGUCAACUCUUUGUUUGUAGAGAUCGCCAUCAUCUCUUCCUGUGGUAUCUAUAAGUGUUUUUAAUGUGACUGCAGGUCUGCGUCGCUUCCUGUGGUGUGCUCUGUUCCCGAAUUAAGCGGAGUGGACUAUUUCAGUUUCCUUUACUUAGCCGGCGUGAAUAUGCUCAUGCUACAUCGUUUUGCUGCUGCCCAGCGGUUUUUCAUUGCCUUGCUGAUGGCGCCCACGACCAGCUUGAAUCGAAUGCAGAUGGAUAGCGUUCACUGGGUCGCCUUGAUCGGGUUGGCAACGCUGAGUGGCGCACCUCCAUCGGCCAAAUGGGCAGCGACCUCUCUUCUGGGCGAACCCUGCUCUUCAACAUCAAGAUCUGCGAGUGCGAAAGCAGUGUCCUCGAGAAGUGCGCAGAUGCUGUUCGAUGUCACGGGAGCAGGUGCAGGCGUCAUCCAGAGCCCUAACCGGAUGUCCAUAACAGGUGGAAGGGAUGGAGGUGGAGGAAACUACAGAAGACAGUCGCGCGAGCCGCGGGAAUUGCAGAUGAGCCCGCAUCUGAUGCCGCCAAGUGGGGGGCCCCACUUCGGACAUGAGGACUUCGAUUACGGCAGUUUAGACUCGAUGGACGGAGACCAAGAUAGGAUUAAGGCUUCCCGCCCAACUUCAUCUCAAGAAGCAUCUUGGAAGCUGCGGCUUCAAGGGGAAAAGUGGUCAAAGAUGCUCUCCCAGAUGAAUAUUAAAUAAGGGAGGGUCCUCUAAUAGGCGAAAUCUUCUGGCCCAGCAUCACUACAGUACUAAUGCUGGUGCAGGAGCUUCUAGCAGUAGCUCUUCGUUCGUGAACGCAAUGGGCCAUCAAAUGAUGGAUUUGAGCCAUGCAACAUCCAAGUGGCACGCAGGAUACUCAAGCAGGCACAAGCAAAUCGCGAUGGACGUGCUAGUGAGAAUGAACGGUCGCGACGCGCACUUGCUACAGUUAAGGCUACCUCCGAGACAGCAUACUGGCUGCUUGACACCAUCUUCAUCCUUGGCUAUUAAUUUUCCUAAGAGGAAAAAGAAGUCUACUUAUCCAAGGACGCUAUUACUCUGCUCAUAGAGGAAGUAGAUGCGACUGAGGUUGUACUUCUAAUACACCUUGGUCGCUUGGCGCAGAUGCUGCUUCCCCCACAGACACCCAAUGCCGUACAACGUUACGCCCGAAGCAGGCCAUGGCUUUGCGAUUUAGAGCAAUCUUUGUGCUGGCCAUGGGAGGUGGAGCGUGCUGCGACGCGGCUCUUGACAGCUGUAGUUAUGAUGACGUGAUUUUUUGGAGUUAGUACGUAGUGAUUCAUCAAUGUCGACUACUUAAAACAUCUUGGUAUACGCAAGAUACAUCUCAUGUACUUACAACAUCCUGAGAUUGUAUACAAGAUAGUUAGAUGAUACCUAGAAAGACUCGUCUCUCAUGUACUCACAAUAUCUCGUUAUAUGCAGGUAGAGGCCACUUCUUGAGGCGGUGGAGGGCAGACACUCAGUCUGACUCUGCUAGAAUAAGAAAGUAGCACAAAUAAAACUAGCUUCACCGAAAGAAAAAGACGCGCUUCUAUCUCGAAAAAAACUAGUAUCUACGUUGCAAUCACCAUCAUGCAGCAGAACGUAAAAUCACAAGAGAAAUUGAAAUUGUCACUAACGUCGAUGCAUGGAAACUAUGACCGAGUAUCUUCCUAUGUCUGUGUCAGUCACUGUCUCCGUCAACACUGUCUAAUGCAAGAAGUGGUUGCGGGAAGCGAGCAGAGCAAGAUGUACAAGCUCCAGCACAGCGAGAGCACGCUUUAGCCUAUGCUGGAAUUCUGUGUGAUCUCGAAAGUUCGACCUUGGCGUAUCCAGCCUUGGAGCGAAGUUUACUACAGUUAAGGCGACAUCAAUUUCUCCGAACUUCUAUCAGCAGAGUGAUCGUUUCUCGAAGAUUUCAUUCUCCCUCACCUUCAUGUCGUGGUGUGCUGAGAUGUAAAACCUGCUCUAGUGAAUUAGACUGUCAUCAUUGUUCCUACUAGUUUCUACGUGUUGUUUUCCUGAUCUGAUUGGAGAAGGAUCACUUUUCCUGCUCGAAAACGAAAUAGAACGUUUAAAUCAAUGGGAGUACGACGUAUUAUGUAAGCAAGCUCUAAUGCAGGACCUUCUACUGCGAGUAGUAGAGCGCAGUCGCAUGCUUGUCGUGUUGGCUUCGGCGCGAACGCACAAGAGUAUGAGCAUUGGAAUGCUUGCGCGAAGACAAGCAAUAGUCGGCAAAAGGCAACUUCUAGUUCAAACUACCAAUGCUCAAAUCACGGUUGAGGGCGCGCGUGCAAGUGGUGCAGCAGGUGGAACAGUCCUCGGGGAAGUCGCAGAAUACGGUGAGUCAUCCUCCAUAUUGUUAAGGCUCAAGUUCUACAACAAGUACAUUAGAUAAUCACGAAUAAUUAGGGUUUACAACUGUAAAAUAAUAUUCAAAUUUAUUCUUCCCGCCACCGGACCCGGUGGGGUACGGACAGGCUAGGAGGCCUACAAGUAGAAACGGGACGAGUGCGUGGACUCUUCCCACAGGCACUGAAUUUCUCUCCAUUGCAGUUUUCUUCUUGGCUAUUACUGAGAAUAGUACGAGUAAGUAAAGAUGGAGUAUUUCCUUCAUCCUGGAUUCUGAAGUAAGCAGUAUGACCUGAUAUUAUACAUAGGUAAAGGCGAGCUGUUUUCUAGUAGUGGAGUGAUUCUCUCACUCGUUUUUGUUUUUCUAGUUAGAGCUCUACCGGAAUUUAGUGCGUUGACCGCUAAUUGAUGGCGCGGCGCAAGGCAAUGGAGAAGCUGGCGGAAGCGUGCCGACUAGCGCAGACAGCGACGCAAUGGAGAUCGUAAAUCCUGUGUCAGGAAUCCCUACAUCUGCGGUUAAGAGUUCAGUUGUAAAUUUAGUCCAUUUUUUUUUGGGAGAAGUUAAGUACACGAGUGUACAGAAAGAUUUUAGGAAUUUUACUACGUAGUAUAAGUUCAGAUUUUGUUGAGUAGACGUAGAGAAAUCAGCUCAGUACGAGUAGAGAAAGAUAAAAAACUGCAGCUUUGCUUCUCAUUCUCAAGAUCGGAAUUAUAAUGGGUUGAUAUCCUAAUGUGCUUGUGAGCUUUCUAAGUUUCUCAACAUCGGAUUUAUCGAUGAAUAUCCUCUGUAUGUAUCCAGGAGCUACUUUUGAGACUAGUUCUAAGGCAGAGGUAGAGGAGCAUCGGCCGUCAAUAGCGGGUUUCCUCGAAACAGGCAGUCCUGGAAAACAGCAGACGAAAGAAUUGACUGCUCCUCCGGAUACGGAAGAUGCUCAUAUUUAAGGCUAAUGCAAACGUAGGAGACUGUGUAAGUUGUACUCCAAGACUUCCGACAAGGCUACUUAUGACCUUGAAAGGAUUUUCUAAGCAGAAUCUAUCGUGAGAGGUAGACGUAGAUCAUGAUGAAUGAGUAUCUUCUAGAAACUACUGAAAUUUAGUCAACAAGUAGUAGAAUGGUGGAGUUACUACAAUUACUGGAAAGGUCUACUUCUACUAUGCAAUCUCCAAAUUACGAGAAAUACUGGAAAGUUCCACUAGUACAAAUACGCGAGAAUGUACUACAGAUGCAACUAGCCUCCACAAGCUUCGCCCGGCUUCAAGUUAGUUUAGCACUUUUCUGCGGCCUCCCACGGGCUACAGCCGCUAGAGUAGAGACAGCCCGCGGGUGAGCUGAUGCACCUUACGAAUUGACUACGACAGGAGCCGAGUGCCGGCGGUGGCCGACUCAGAUGCGUCGACUCAUGUGCAGGGCAUUGCGCUGCCUUCGGUUUUUUUUUUAGAUUGCCGGGCGGGUCAUGCAAAUUCUUAAGAAUUUGCAAGACCCCCACGGCAGUCCAACAAAAAAACCAGAAGAGAGCCACCAGACACGCACAAGAAUCCGCAAGCCCCAACGCACGCAAGCGCCUCGCGGUGGCGCCAGGCAAGAACGAGGGGCGACCUUGAUGGGCCAAACAAGACAAAGCAACGCAGGGCCGCGCUGCUUGGGUCUCUCUACGCGCUUACACCUGGCGGGGCUUCUUUGUUUCGUCAGAUGUCUCUCGUCAGAAACAGGCGGGCGCACUUCGCGGGGUCGUGCGGCGUCGCGCUUCGGGCUGUGGCUGAAGCCUCUCGGCUGGCUGACGUCUUUCACCAAGCUGGAGACUAAGGCCCUCCAUCAGGCUGAUGCCGUUCGUCAGAACAACGCUCUGCGCCAGGCUGGCGGCGUUCGUCGGGCAGGCCGGCGCCCCUCGGCAGGCGUCUUGGGUCAGGCUGAGGCUUUUCGUCAGGGUCGGGCGACGUCUCUCGUCAGGCUGAAGCGCUUCGCCUGGCUGACAUUCCUCGCCGGGCCGAGACUCACGCCUUUGGUCAGGUUGAUGGCUUGCUUCAGCUCGGCGCCGUUCGUCAGGCUGAUGCACUCGCCAGCCAGGUGAGGCCUCUCGCCAGGCCGGCGCAAUGCUUCGCCAGGCGUCUGCCUUGCGUCGGAGGGAACAGGCUGAGCGGGGCCUUUCUUCGGGCUGCGGAUGUCUUUCCUUCGUAAGAUUGACCCCGUUCUUUCGUCGGACUGACGUGCUUCGCCAGAUUGACCGCGUUCGCCGGACUGACGUCCUUCGCGAAAGGUCUUCGCUAUCUUCAAGGGCCUCGCGCCACAGGGAGGCCUCGCGUCAGUUUUUCUGGCGGAGGUCGUUCGUCAGAUGUCUGCUGUCGCGGGUCUCACUCUUGUCGUGUCGGAGGUCUUGGGCCCAAAGGUCGUCUUUGGUCCACGCACAGGUCGCCGGUGGUCCACAGGUCGCCUGUGGCCCAAAGGUCGUCUUCGGUCCAAAGGUCGGCUUUGGUCCAGAGGUCGUCUGUGGUCCAGAGGUCGCUUUUGGUCCAGCGGCCGUCUUUGGUCCAAAGGUCGCCUUACUUUGGUCCAAAGGUCGCCCUACUUUGGUCCAAAGGUCGCCCUACUUUGGUCCAGAGGUCGAAGGGUCGCCUUACUUUGGUCCAAAAGUCGCCCUACUUUGGUCCAGAGGUCGGCGCACUUUGGUCCAAAGGUCGGCUUACUUUGGUCCAAAGGUCGGCUUACUUUGGUCCAAAGGUCGCCUUACUUUGGUCCAAAGGUCGCCUUACUUUGGUCCAAAGGUCGCCCUACUUUGGUCCAGAGGUCGCCGGGUCGCCUUACUUUGGUCCAAAAGUCGCCCUACUUUGGUCCAGAGGUCGGCGCACUUUGGUCCAAAGGUCGGCUUACUUUGGUCCAAAGGUCGGCUUACUUUGGUCCAAAGGUCGCCUUACUUUGGUCCAAAGGUCGCCUUACUUUGGUCCAAAGGUCGCCCUACUUUGGUCCAGAGGUCGCCGCACUUUGGUCCAGAGGUCGCCUGUGGUCCCGCGGUCGUCUUCGGUCCCAAGGUCGUCUUUGGUUUCAAGGUCGUCUUUGGUCCCAGUGUCGUCUUAAGUCCCAAGGUCUCCUGUGGUCCAGAGGUCGCCUGUGGUCCAAAGGUCGCCCCUGGGUCAAAGAUCGCCUUUGGGCCAAAGAUCGUCUUUGGGUCAAAGAUCGCCUGUGCUCCAAAGGUCGUCUUUGGUCCAAAGGUCGCCUUUAGUCCGAAGAUCGCCCUUGGUCCAACGGUCGCCCUUCGUCCAAAGCUCGUCUUUGGUCCAAAGAUCGGCUUUGGUCCAUGUGUCUUUGGUCCAAGGUCUUUGCCCUUUCGGUGGGCGGUCUUUCGUUGGCUGUCUCUCUUUGGACUUUUCUCCCCAGCUUGCGCCCCCACCCCCGUCGGCCAUUUUUCUGCCUUCUUUUCUGGUGGUCUGCCACGGGGCCGCAACGUAAAUCCCAACAAGGAAACGGCCGGAGGCUAUCGGGCUUGAGACUGAGGGGAAAGGGCAGGAGACUAUGGGCAAUAGCUUCGCGAAAGAAGCUGACUAAUCUCCGGUGGGUUAGGCGGGGAGUUUUAUGGCGGCGAUCAAUGGCGAGAUUAAUAAUAUAGAUUAAUAAUAUAGAUUAAUAAUAUAGAUUAAUAAUGUAGAUUAAUAAUGUAGAUUAAUAAUGUAGAUUAAUAAUGUAGAUUAAUAAUGUAGAUUAAUAAUGUAGAUUAAUAAUAUAGAUUAAUAAUAUAGAUUAAUAAUAUAGAUUAAUAAUGUAGAUUAAUAAUAUAGAUUAAUAAUAUAGAUUAAUAAUAUAGAUUAAUAAUAUAGAUUAAUAAUAUAGAUUAAUACUAAUAGAUUAAUAAUAAUAGAUUAAUAAUAAUAGAUUAAUAAUAAUAGAUUAAUAAUAAUAGAUUAAUAAUAAUAGAUUAAUAAUAAUAGAUUAAUAAUAUACAUUAAUAAUAUAGAUUUUUUUUUUGUUAUGUUUUUUAUCUAUCAACUUAUAAUAAUUUUUGUAGCAAUGUAUCCACCCUCACUUCUAAGACCUGUUGGUCGACGGCGAAGACUCUAUCGGAGCAGGAAGUCUGCCUCACGACACUUUGCCGUUGCAGUCUCCAGAAUCGUCGGUGCUUGAACGUGGAGACGGUAAACCGCGAAAACGAGGUCGUGAGGAAGAUUAUGGCUUCAGCUAAAUUAUACCUUAUCCUUAUCCAGCAUCUUCAAACAGUAAGUACAGCCCCCAUCUUAUCCAUCUUAACAUCUUGAGAUAGUACUAAUUUUACAUAUCUACCUUCAGAGGGUACUAACAUUUUGGAGCUGUCUCAUGAAGAGUCAUCCCUGUUCAAAUUAGAUUUGGAGCUCUGCGCUACCCUUAGGACUAGGAGGAAGUAGAGAACAGGAGCUCCAAGAUUUGAUGAAUCUCUAAGAAGAUGAUAGCAAUCACGACGAGCAGGAAGAGUCUCGGAACGAUCUCCCAGGUGGCAGCUCCUCCUCCGGAGAGGCCGACUUACUCGAAGAUUUCGCUGUUGUAGGUAGUCAUUGAUGACGUUUUGUCCUUGAAGAUUCUUAAUAGAUCAUGGUACAGAAAUAAAAUGUAAUAAGAAAGUUGUUGUCUACGGCUGUGUAAUAAGAAAGUUGUUGUCUACGGCUGCGUUAAUCCGCUUGAGCAUGCAGGUAAAACUGUGGAUGGCGGAUCAGAUCCUUAAUCCUUAUUUAGAACAGGGUCUAGUGAAGGUCUAGUACUAGUAAUUUGCAAUGUUGAAUUACAUGAUGGAGAGCAUAACGAUGACAGAUGCAUCUGCGUGUCUUGUCUUAAACCAGAUUAUCCUGAAGGCAGUGCGCAAUUGAUCAACGAAGCCCGAACGCGAUCGAGGGCUAAAAGACAGCAGAAACGCAAUCCUGGCUCUCCACCCUUGCGAGUACUUUCUACUUCAACGAUAUCGAAUUGCCUUUUUUUUCACCUCCACCAUUACCGUUUCAAGCAGAGUCUCUUUUUUUCGUAAGCAACAGAGUCCAACAUUAUUAUACUAGUUCUUUCAGACAACUCAAUUGUAUCUAUAGUUUUACCUUCAAAAAUUACCACUCUACUAGCAGGGAGGUGGAAGUGCGUCCUCAUCGAUUGCGAGGCAACAAGCUAAGGAAGGACAUCGCGGCUCUGCAGCCCUUCAGUACGCGGGACCGCGCACUCUGUCUCGCCCCUUGGCAGAAGUUUGUCGGAGAAUAGCCGCUGGCGAUAGUACCUGUCCAGGAGGCGUCGUUGACGCUGUGGCGGAUGCAACUUCGUCGUCAAGUGCAACUUCUUCUAGCAGUAGCAGUUCGUCGUUGCCGCCAGUUGCCGCCAGUUCAGGAGGCCACAGUAGCUGCAGUUCUGCAGGACUUCCCAAACCAGAAGAUGCAGUUCUGCAGAAACUGAGAGCCAAGUACGCGCAGCAAGCGGAGACACUGCUGGCUGCACUCGCUGUGAACGGAAUUUCGAUAGAAGAUCAGUUGUCAUUCGUCGGCGACUUACGGCGGCUGGAAGGCAGUGCCGCACCGCAGCUGUUGCAGGAGCUUCGUGUGGAGCGCGUAGGACCCUGGGUCCGACUCCUGCAUGCGAGAGCGCCACCAGCGAGAGCGACUUCCGCAGCAGGAAGGAGCAGUCAACAUGCUAUCGCCGACGAACAACAUGGUAUCCUCGCACUAGACGAGGAAGCGCAUAGAGGAGUCUUGCAGGAACGCGAUCGCGUAGUAGUUUUGGCGGGUAUGUUGCGGGACCGCUUGCUGUCGGCCCAAGCACAGGCGAACGAAAUGCAGUGCGAAUAACAUUGGCCUUAUAAUUGGUGCACGCAUUCGAAAUGCGCCUCACUAUACCAAGUAAUCACACAAAUGCAGAGGUAGAAGUAAAUCCACACGCAUAUUAGAAGUUAUUAUCUUCUCACAUUCAUUCACUUGUAAUCAGCUGCCAUCUUCAUAUCAAGGGAAAAAUAGAGCACUAAUUGAAUCCAAAAACACCCAUUUCUUAGCACUAGGACAACAAACUUUUCUGUGGUCCAGAGCAAGCAUACGUAUUAAAGAGACGUUAUUUAAUAGUCUGAAUGAUUCGCCACAAAUGAGUGGCCGCUGUACUUCUGGAGAAUGGCGUACUGGAGAAUCGCUGAGUAUGUCGUAUUGGAGCUACUUG
Messenger RNA from Amoebophrya sp. A25, 10836 nucleotides. NCBI's taxonomy places the organism in Eukaryota, Dinophyceae, Syndiniales, Amoebophryaceae. The record is from the annotation of a GenBank genome assembly.